This is a messenger RNA of Striga asiatica, 423 nucleotides long. Lineage: Eukaryota; Viridiplantae; Streptophyta; Magnoliopsida; Lamiales; Orobanchaceae. The record is from the annotation of a GenBank genome assembly.
AUGGCCGAGCGUAGGUGGCAAGCAGUUAUAUGGAUACGGUGCUUUACCCGUAGACGCUUCUCCAGCUCUCGCAAGAAUUGUAUGGGAGUCAUCCUCGGAGGGACUUCCCGAAUGACCGUACCGAGGAAUUCUACCGUACUCCGUGCAGCUAUUGUUGUUGAUCCUGCAGAGUCUACCCAAAGGUUCAGGCCGGAUUGUAGGAAGUGGUUGAUACCUCUACGGCACCCACGAUUCCCAGUAAAUUCGGCCUUCGGGGUCAACCCUAAGGCUUCCAUGAGGAAGGCUAAGCAAAGGAGGCUCGAGGGUUUGUUAAGGAAGGCGGCAAGGGCCGACGAAGGGGGGAAAACGAAAGGCCUUUUCUGGUCCCCCCUGAGCCGGGGGGUGCUUGUGGGGGGGGUGUGCCACGACGAAAGAAGGGAAUGA